AUGUCUGUGAGUGAGAAGGUGUCCCUCUCUGAUGCGUUGAGCAACGUGGAUGUCCUGGAUGAGCUAACUCUACCAGAUGAACAGCCAUGUAUCGAGGCGGCUCCAUGUUCCAUUCUCUACCAGGCCAAUUUUGACACUAACUUUGAAGAUCGGAAUGGAUUUGUCACCGGCAUAGCCAAGUACAUUGAAGAAGCUACGGUCCAUGCUAAUCUGAAUGAGCUCCUGGAACAAGGUAACGCGCACGCGGUGAUGCUGUAUACUUGGAGGUGCUGCAGUCGAGCCAUUCCUCAGCCGAGGUCCAACGAGCAGCCCGACAGGGUCCACAUAUAUGAGAGGACCGUGCAGGUGUUGGCUCCGGAGGUCAACAAACUGCUGCAGUUCAUGUACUUCCAGCGCAAGGCCAUAGAGCGUUUCUGCGGCGAGGUCCGUCGCCUGUGUCACGCUGAGAAGCGGCGCGACUUCGUAUCCGAGGCGUACCUCCUCACGCUCGGCAAGUUCGUGAACAUGUUCGCGGUGCUUGACGAGCUCAAGAACAUGAAGAGUUCCGUUAAGAACGACUACUCUACAUACAGACGCGCCGCUCAGUUCCUGAAGGUGAUGUCCGACAGCCAGAGUCUGCAGGAGUCCCAGAAUCUGUCCAUGUUCCUCGCCACUCAGAACAAGAUACGGGACACGGUCAAGGACGCGCUCGAGAAGAUCACUGGGUACGAGGAGCUGUUGUGUGACGUGGUCAACAUCUGCGUGCACAUGUUCGAGACCAAGAUGUACCUGACGCCUUCAGAGAAACACAUGCUGGUGAAGGUAAUGGGCUUCGGUCUAUUCUUAAUGGACUCCGAGGUGUGUAACAUCAACCGGCUGGACCAGAAGAAGAAGAUCAGGCUCGACCGGAUAGAUAGGAUAUUUAAGAACCUGGAGGUGGUACCUCUAUUCGGUGAUAUGCAGAUAGCUCCGUUCAAUUAUAUCAAGCGUUCCAAGCAUUACGACCCCAGCAAGUGGCCGCUGUCGUCGAGCCCCAGCCCGCCGUCCCCGCAGGCCGACCUGAUGGUCCACCUGCCGCAGAUCCGCGACGAGCACCAGGACUACAUCUCGGAGCUGGCUCGCUACAGUAACGAGGUCACCACCACCUUCAAGGAGGCCCCCUCAGACGCUGAGAACCGCGCCGUGAGCGACCUGUGUCUGCGGGGCCUGCAGCUGCUCUCCUCCUGGUGCUCCGUGCUCACCGAGCUGUGCUCCUGGAAGCUGCUGCACCCCACAGACCACGCCACCAACCCGCGCUGCCCGCCCGACGCCGAGGAGUAUGAGCGGGCCACCAGGUACAACUAUACGUCGGAGGAGAAGUUCGCGGUGAUCGAGGUGGUGGCCAUGAUCAAGGGGCUGCAGGUGUUGAUGGCGCGCAUGGAGACGGUGUUCGCGGACGCAGCGAGGAGGGCCAUCUACGCUGAACUACAGGACUUCGUGACGCUGGCGCUGAGGGAGCCGCUCAGGAAGGCCAUCAAGAACAAGAAGGACCUCAUCCGGAGUAUCAUAGUGUCGGUGAGGGAGACGUGCGGCGACUGGGCGCGGGGCUGUGAGCCGCAGCAGGACCCCGCGCUGAGAGGGAAGAAGGACUCCGAGAACAGCUUCACCAUCAAGGUGCCGCGGAGGAACGUGGGUCCGUCAUCAACCCAGCUGUACAUGGUCCGCACACAACUUGAGGCUCUCAUCAGCGACAAGAGCGGCGGGCGCAGAACUCUGCGUAAAGACCUGGACGCGGGCAUCUUGCAGCAGAUAGAGACCUUCCACAGGCAGAGCUUCUACUGGACGUACCUGCUCAACCUGGCCGACAGUCUGGCCAAGUGCUGCGACCUGUCCCAGCUGUGGUACAGAGAGUUCUACCUGGAAAUGACCAUGGGUAGGAAGGUUAACAAGUGUACGGUCCGUCACCAACACAACGAGGAGUGUAACGACCUCAUCACCAUGGAGAAGAGGAUCCAGUUCCCCAUAGAGAUGUCCAUGCCUUGGAUACUUACCGAGCACAUACUGAGGAGCAAGGACCCCUCGAUGAUGGAGUACGUGUUAUACCCGCUGGAUUUAUACAACGAUUCCGCCCAGUACGCGCUGACGGUGUUCAAGAAGCAGUUCCUAUACGACGAGGUUGAGGCGGAGGUCAACCUGUGUUUCGACCAGUUUGUGUACAAGCUGUCCGAACUGGUGUACUCGCACUACAAGCAGUUGGCCGCCAGCAUGCUAUUAGAUGCGAGGUACCGCGCCGAAUGCGCGUCUAGAGGCGCGGGUGCUUCGCCCUCGGCGGGGGGCGCGGGCAGAUACGCGUCCUUACUGAGGCAGAGACACGUGGCGUUACUGGGACGACAUGUAGACCUGUGCGCGUUGGUGGCGCAGAGGAUCAACGCGGAUAUGCACCGCGCGUUAGACGCGGCCGUCGCCAAGUUCGAGGCUGGAGACAUCACCGGUGUCGUGGAGCUGGAGGGUCUAAUCGCCGUCAACCGUCUGUGCCACAAGCUCCUGUCCCGCUACCUCACGCUCGAUGAGUUCGACGCGAUCUUACGUGAAUCAGAUCACGGUGUGUUAGCUCCGUACGGCCGCAUCACGCUACACGUGUUCUGGGAACUCAACUAUGAUUUCCUGCCUAAUUACUGCUACAACGCCGCUACUGAUAGGUUCGUCAAGUGUCGCGGCAUCCAGUUCGCGGCGCCCGUGGUCCGUGAGAAGCCGCAGCAGUUCGGUCACGCGGUGCUGUGGGGCUCCAAGCAGCUCAGUCUGGCUUACUCCGCACAGUACGCGCAGUACAACGGGUUCGUGGGUCCGCAGCACCUGCACGCGCUCGUCCGGCUGCUCGGCUACCAGGGCGUGUCGGUAGUGGUGUCGGAGCUGCUCGGUGUGGCUCGCAUGUUGCUGCACGGGAACCUCGCGCAGUUCACGCGCGCGCUCGCCGCAGCCAUGCCGAGGCACUGCAAGCUGCCCAGAUACGACUACGGAUCAAACGGUGUGUUAGGUUACUACCACGCUCAGUUGACGGAUAUCGUGCAGUACCCGGACGCGAGGACGGAGCUGUUCCACUCGUUCAGGGAGCUCGGGAACAUUAUACUGUUCUGUAUGCUCAUAGAACAGGCGUUGAGUCAGGAGGAGGUGACGGACCUUCUGCACGCCGCGCCCUUCCAGAACAUACUGCCCAGACCAUUUACAGCAGAGGGAGAGAAGCCGGAGACGAAACAGAAGCGACUGGAAGCGAAGUACGCCUCGCUACAGAUAGUACAGAACGUGGAGAAAUACGGAACGGCUAAGCAAAGUCAGUUAUCUCGCGAGGGCGACCUGUUGACCCGCGAGCGUCUCUGCUGCGGCCUGUCGCUGUUCUCGGUGGUGCUCCGGAGACUGAAGGCGGUGCUCGCGGCGCCCGCCUGGCCCGCGCCGCCGCCCUCACAACACACCUACAUACACACGGACGACACCGCGGAGUUCCACAGGUUGUGGUCAGCGCUCCAGUUCCUAUACUGCAUCCCAGUGGGUGACACUCAGUUCACGGUGGAGGAGCUGUUCGGUGAGGGGCUACACUGGGCCGGCUGUACUAUCAUAGCGUUACUGGGGCAGCAGAGACGGUUCGAGGCGCUCGACUUCUGUUACCACAUACUGAGGGUGCAGAGGGUCGACGGCAAGGACGAGCUGGUUAAGGGGAUCCCCCUCAAGCGCAUGGUGGACCGCAUCCGUCGCUUCCAAGUGUUGAACUCACAGAUCUUCAGCGUACUGUCGCGACAUCUAGCGGCGGACGACGAACGGUCGGGGGUCGAACAUGUGAGGUGCUUCCCGCCGCCCGCCGCGCACCACCCUUAG
Danaus chrysippus (African queen) is the source of this 3825-nucleotide messenger RNA. The record is from the annotation of a GenBank genome assembly. Lineage: Eukaryota; Metazoa; Arthropoda; Insecta; Lepidoptera; Nymphalidae.